GCAAAGAUUAAUCACGUGAGCUCUCUGGUCCGAGUUCUCAAUGGCUAUUACAAGGAGGAUCAACAUCGGACGGUUGGGAAUGAUUCGAAUUCUGAGAAAUCUACGGCUCUGAUUGAUCGUGACUUGCUUGGUGGUGGGUCUAACUCUUUUUCUUCUGCAACCUCUAAGCUUGUGGUUGAUUCCCAGGAAUUGGACCUCGACUCGAAGGUCCCAAAUGGCUGGGAAAAGCGCCUAGACUUGAAGUCAGGGAAAGUCUACCUACAAAGAUAUAGCACCCCAAAUUCACCUUCAAUCUCAGACAACAAGCACCAAAUCAAUUCAACAGUUCCAAGACUUCAGGAUUUAAAUUUUCCACCAUCACCCUCGAAAAUCACAUUAAAUCUUUUUGAUGAAACUCCACUGGAUUUAAAGUUGGUCUCAUCAUCAUCGUCGUCGAAUCAUUAUCAAAGCGUAUGCACUCUUGAUAAGGUGAAAUUAGCACUCGAAAGGGCAGAGAAAGAACCACUGAAGAAGAGAGCAUCAUUUGGGAAAUCAUCAUCGUUGCCUUCAUAUUCAUCGUCAUCAUCUUUGAUUAGAGAAAGAUUUUGAAGAUAAAUUAUUAUCAUCACCAAUGGCAGCAGGGUGUCCUGGUUGCUUAACUUAUGUAUUGAUAACGAAAAAUAAUCCAAAAUGUCCUAGGUGCAGUUCUGUUGUGCCGUUACCCCUGAUGAAGAAACCUAGAAUUGAUCUCAACAUAUCAAUCUGAAUGAUUAAAGAAUACUAUGAUUAUGGCUUAUAUCCACUAUUUUUAAUUUUGUAGAUGAUAGAUGAAAUUAGAGUUGGAGAAAUAGAUUUGUUAGUAAAAGAAGAAUAUAUGUACAUCAUAAAGGGAUGGUGCCGGUAUUAGUGUAGUUGAUAGAAGUUUGAUUCAUUCAGAAUCUUUUAUCAUAUUUCGUCCUUUAUAUUUUAA
Quercus robur (English oak) is the source of this 949-nucleotide messenger RNA. RefSeq lists its product as uncharacterized. NCBI's taxonomy places the organism in Eukaryota, Viridiplantae, Streptophyta, Magnoliopsida, Fagales, Fagaceae. The transcript has 2 exons. The annotation marks the transcript as partial. The record is from RefSeq and is a predicted model, not a curated record.